AUGGCGAUGGACGGAAUGAUGUCCACGUCCUCGGGUCUGUCCUACCACAAUGCCGGGGACUUUUACCCCAGAAAGUUCGGCCCGAAGCCGGACGUGGUGCCGUCUGGGGUGACGGAGAGGAAGGUGGGGCCGCUGGAUAAACCGGACAUGGUGUCGGUGGAUGUCCUGAACAUCAAGGAUUCAGACAUCCCGAUGCACAGGAAGAAGCACGAGCACGACACCUACAUCCUGGGGACGAUUCACCCGUUCAGGAAGACGCACAGAUCCGUCUUUGGGAAGCUUCUGCAGGAAUUCAGGCUGGUGGCCUCAGACAGACGAUCGUGGAGGAUCCUGCUGUUCGGGGCGCUCAACCUGCUGUGCACCGGCUGUCUGCUGAUGUGGUGCAGCUCCACCAACAGCAUGGCUUUAACUGCCUACACUUACCUCACCAUCUUCGACCUGUUCAGUUUAAUCACCUGUCUCAUCAGCUCCUGGGUGACCAUGAAGAAACCCAGUCAGGUCUACUCAUUUGGGUUUGAAAGACUGGAGGUUUUGGCAGUUUUUGCCUCCACCGUCCUCGUCCAGCUGGGAGCUUUGUUCAUCCUGAAGGAAAGUGUGGAGCGCUUCAUGGAGCAGCCUGAGGUCCAUACUGGUCGUCUGUUGGUCGGGACCUUCGUCGCCCUCUUCUUCAACCUGCUGACUUUACUGUCAGUCAGGAACAAACCAUUCGCCUACGUCUCCGAAGCGGCCAGCAGCAGUUGGCUUCAGGAACAUGUUGCAGAUUUAAGUCGAAGUUUGUGCGGCAUCGUUCCCGGCCUGAGCAGCGUCCUGCUGCCUCGUAUGAACCCCUUUGUCCUGAUCAACAUGGCGGGAGCUCUGUCCCUGUGCACCACCUACAUGCUCAUCGAGAUCAAUAACUACAACGCGGUGGACACGGCGUCAGCAGUCGCCAUCGCCCUCAUGACCUUCGGCACCAUGUAUCCCAUGAGCGUCUACAGCGGCAAAGUGCUGCUGCAGACCACGCCCUCCCACAUCAUCGGCCAGCUGGACAAGCUUCUGAGAGAGGUGUCGACUCUGGACGGAGUGCUGGAGGUCCGAAACGAGCACUUCUGGACAGUUGGUUUUGGAUCUCUGGCUGGCUCCGCCCACGUUCGUAUCCGCCGCGACGCCAAUGAGCAGCUGGUUCUGGCUCACGUCACCAACAGGCUGCUGCCGCUCGUCUCCACUCUGACCGUCCAGAUGUUUAAAGAUGACUGGACCAGGCCUCUCCUCACCGGGGCCCUCUCCUCCUCCUCCUCACCUGCUGCCCUGCCUCUGGGUGCUGCUGAAGGCUACGCCGCCCUCUCCUCCUCACCCUCCUCGCUGCCUCCUCUGCUCUUGUCCUCAGGAGCAGACCUCGACCCGCUGACCUCCCCUCCCUCCCAACCCAGCAGUCCUCCUCCAGAGUUCUCCUUCGACACUCCGGGGAGGAACGUGCAGCCGGUGCUCCUCGCCGCUCCGGGACACCACGCCCACAGGCCCUACGCAGGCCUGGGGCUCUCCUAUGGCUCGACCCCCUACACAGGGAUGCUGAAUCAGGGCCUGGCACGGCCUGGUGGGGGGAUGGGACUGGGCGUGCAGGGCCUGGGGGGGGGAUUUGGACUGGGCGUGGGAGACAGCGGGGCACCGUCCUCUCAGAGCUACAGAACUGCGUUUGGGGGGUCGACAGCGCCGCUCCGCUUUGGAAACCCACUGGCUUCACAGUCGCAGUACAGACAGUACCGACCGUGACUGUGUCCCAGCGGUUUCAGGACUUUCAGAUACUUGAAGUUUAUCCGUGAAGGUCAGCUCCCCGGGAAAAUCGGGUCGGACGGCGACGCCACGGCGUUGACGACGCCGUCGGUUUCUGGUGUUAAAUGUCAUCGUGCUCUGCUGACCUCGGAGGAGCGACGGCCGGCGUGAUGAUGUAUUUAUUGUGCAGACGAGGGGACCACGCCGUCGGCUGCGGUUCGAUUUGUUAUCUUUGAGUGUUUUCUUUGUUAUGGGACUGAUCGGGAGGUUUGACGGUAAAGAAGCAGCGCGCUUUGUAACGGGAGGAAAAAGAUUUUCUGCAAACAUUCCUUAUAAAAAAAUAAAAUUGUGAAUUGAGUCUGAA
Messenger RNA from Archocentrus centrarchus (flier cichlid), 2113 nucleotides. RefSeq names its product solute carrier family 30 member 6 (gene slc30a6). The record is from RefSeq and is a predicted model, not a curated record. Bases 1 to 1749 code for a protein of 582 amino acids. Gene Ontology annotation, biological process: transmembrane transport; zinc ion transport. Gene Ontology annotation, cellular component: membrane; Golgi apparatus. Lineage: Eukaryota; Metazoa; Chordata; Actinopteri; Cichliformes; Cichlidae. The transcript is spliced from 15 exons. Gene Ontology annotation, molecular function: monoatomic cation transmembrane transporter activity.